AUGGCUACCGUUGCCCCACCUCCUCACACCACACCCGCAAGCAAUGCUACCCACCAGGAUGGAAGACUGCAGCUCAAGCCACUAGAGGGAGUAGAGGCCGCUAAGAGGGCCGCCGCAUACGCCUCUGUGGACAAUCACAUCAAGCCAGAGCACAAGAUCAUUGGCAUUGGCAGUGGAUCCACUGUACCUUACGUUGUAGAGCGCAUCGUGCAGCAGGGUCCCAAGGUCAACCUCCACAGGUGGUUCAUCCCCACGGGAUUCCAAAGCAAAGAGCUCAUCGUAAAGGCAGGAUUGCCAUUGGGCGACGUCGACUCUUUCCCCGUCAUUGACGUUACCAUUGAUGGCGCCGACGAGGUCGACUCUUCGCUCAACUGCAUCAAAGGCGGUGGUGCCUGCCAGCUGCGCGAAAAGGUCCUGGCAGAGUCCGCCUCGACUUUCAUCGUCAUUGCCGACUACCGCAAGAAUUCGACUAUCCUGGGAGAAAAGUGGAGCCAGGGUGUACCCAUCGAGGUGGCUCAAUUCGCCUAUGCUAGCGUCAUGAGGAGAUUGGAGCAGAUGGGAGGAAAGCCGGCAUUGAGGAUGGGAGGGGGAGCAAAGGCCGGACCUUGUGUGACCGACAACUCGAACUUCGUCAUCGACUCUCCCUUUCCCGAGUCCCUAAUGAAGAAGCCUGCCGAGCUCUCAGACAGGAUCAAGCUCAUGACUGGCGUAGUAGAGGUGGGACUCUUCUGCAACAUGGCAAAGGCCGCCUACUUUGGUAACCAGGACGGUACCAUCACCUCAAAGUAUGCUGGGGGAGAGGUCAAGGAGGGAGAGCAGUUUGAUGUGGGAAGGAGUCCUAUGGUAGCGUGAAUAGAGCAGCACCAGGAGGGGAGGGAAUAGAAUGACGUCUUGCAGCCCGCGACUCGCUAGAUCAUACUCGCGCAGAGGACAAAGCAUUCGUACACAAAAGGGUCAUUGUCGUCGCACUACACAAUAGAUCAUUAUCGCAGAACAGCUGGCAAAAGACAGCGGCAUCGAAAGACUGAAG
Messenger RNA from Microstroma glucosiphilum, 1030 nucleotides. RefSeq names its product putative RKI1-D-ribose-5-phosphate ketol-isomerase. Gene Ontology annotation, biological process: D-ribose metabolic process; pentose-phosphate shunt, non-oxidative branch. Gene Ontology annotation, cellular component: intracellular membrane-bounded organelle. NCBI's taxonomy places the organism in Eukaryota, Fungi, Basidiomycota, Exobasidiomycetes, Microstromatales, Microstromataceae. Gene Ontology annotation, molecular function: ribose-5-phosphate isomerase activity. The transcript is spliced from 4 exons. The record is from RefSeq and is a predicted model, not a curated record. Bases 1 to 852 code for a protein of 283 amino acids.